Felis catus (domestic cat) is the source of this 17895-nucleotide messenger RNA. RefSeq names its product RAD52 motif-containing protein 1-like. The transcript is spliced from 56 exons. Gene Ontology annotation, molecular function: RNA binding; protein binding. The record is from RefSeq and is a predicted model, not a curated record. Bases 136 to 17808 code for a protein of 5890 amino acids. Gene Ontology annotation, cellular component: nucleolus. Lineage: Eukaryota; Metazoa; Chordata; Mammalia; Carnivora; Felidae.
UGACAUUCUCACCUCCAGGUCCAGGUGAAGCUCAGCAUCCAGUGUUGCCUAAUAUCACAGUUAAACCUGUGGAUCUGAGGAUUUUCAUAAGUCCCCAGGCAACUAAGGAGCUUAAACAUCUUCCAGUGCAGCAGGAUGUCCCUGCUCAAUCUCCUAUUCCCCCUGAGAAAGUUGAAUUUUCUCCAGCUCAGUCCAAGCGUCUUUCCCAGUCUCCAGAGUUCCCCUGAAGAUGAGUCUUCUCCAGGCCAACAAGAGGUCCUAGCUCAGACUCCAGACCCCCCUAAGGCUGUGGAACCUGCUUCAGGACAACAGGAGGCCCCAGCUCAGUCUGUAGUCCCCCAGCUGGCCCCAGCUGUAUCUCCUGAGCCCCCUAAGGAGGUAGAACCUUCUCCCACACUGCAGGAGGCCCCAGCUCAGCCUUCAGAGCCCCCUAAUGAGGCAGAGUCUCCAACCCAGCAGGUGGCCCCAGCUCAGUUUCCAGUCCUCCAGGAGUCCCCAGCUAUAUCCCCUGAGCCCCCUAAGGAGGUGGAACCUUCUCCCACACCUCAGGAGGCCCCAGCUCAGCCUUCAGAGCCCGGUAAUGAGGCAGAAUCUUUUCCAACUCAGCAGGAAGCCCCAGUUGUAUCCCCUGAGCCCCCUAAGGAGGUAGAACCUUCCACACAGCAGGAGGCCCCACCUCAGCCUCCAGAGCCUCCUGAGAAGGUGGAACCAUCUCCAGUCCAGCAGGAAACCCUAUCUCUACCUCUCGAGCCACUUAAGGAGAUAGAACCUUCUCUAACACAACACGAGGUACAAGCUCAGCCUUCAGAGGCCCCUGAGAAGGUAGAACCAUAUCCAAUUCUGCAGCAGGCUCCAACUCAACCUCCGGAGCCCUCUAAGGAGGCAGAAACUCCUCCAGCCCAGCAGGAGGCCCCAGUUCAGCCUCCAGAGCCACCUGAGGAGGUUGUAGCACAACCUCCAGUCCAUAAUGAGGUGACAGUUCCACCUCUAGGACAAGAGCAAGCUCAGCAUCCAAACUUGCCCAAUGUUACUGUUCAGCCUGCUGACCUGGAGCUUACUGUAACUCCAGAACCUACUGUGGAGACUGAGCAUUCUACAAUCAUGCAGCAGACUAUAGCUCCUCCAGAGGACACUGAGGUGACACCUCCACAUCCAGAGCAGGUCCAGGCUCAGCAUCCAAAUUUGACUGAAGUCAGAGUUCAGCCUUUAGACCUGGAACUGACCAUAACUCCAGAACCCACUACAGAGGUUGAAACUUCAACCACGCAAGAGAUCCCAGGUCACCCUUCAGAGCCACCUAAGGAGGUUGUGGUUCAGCCUCCACUGUUUCAGGAGGUGACAGUUCCAACUCCAGGUCUGGAUCAAGCUCGUCAUCCAUUGUCACCUAAUGUAACAGUUCAGCCUUGGGACCUAGAGCUUACCAUAACUCCAGAACCCACUAUGGAGGUUAAAGCUUCUACAGCCCUGAAGAAAACUACAGCUCCUCCAAAGGACCUUGAGGUAACAUUUGCACAUCUAGAGCAGGUUCAGGUUCAGCAUUCAACCUUGAAUAAGGCCAAAAGUCCACAGACCCCAGAUCAGCCUCCAGAGCCGCCUAAGGAACUUGUAGCUCAACCUCCAGUAUAUCAAGAGGCAGCAGUUCCAACACCAGAUCGGGAUCAAGCUCAGCGUCUGUGGUUGCCGAAUGUAACAGUUCAGCCUUUGGACUUGGUGCUUGCUGUAACUACAGAACCCACUACGGAUGUUAAACAUCCCUCAGCCCUGCAGCAGACUACCGCUCCUCCAGAGGACCUUGAGGUGACAUUUCCACAUUCAGAGCACAUUCAGCAUCCAACCUUAACUAAAGUCACAGUUAAACCUUUGGACCCAGGGCUUCCCAUAACUCCAGAAUCCACUACAGAGACUGAACCUUCUCUAACCAUGCAAGAGACCCCAACCCAGCCUCCAGAGCCACCUAAGGAGGUUGUUCAGUAUCCAUCCCAACAGGAAGUGAUAGUUCCCACUCCAAGUAAGGAUCAAGGUCAGCAACCAACAUUGCCCAGUGUCACAGCUCAUCAUGUGGACUUGGGGCUUACCAUAACUCCAGAACCUACUACAGAGGCUGAACAUUCUACACCCAUGAAGGAGACUACAGCUCCUCCUCCAAAGGACCUUGAGGUGACACUAGCACAUCCAGAGCAGGUUCAGAGUCAGCAUCCAAACCUGACUGAAGUCACAGUUCCACCUAUGGACCUGGAACUUACUGUAACUGCAGGAUCCAGUGUGGAGACUGAACCUUCUCCAACCAUGCGAGACACCCCAACUCAGCCUCCAGAGCCACCUAAGGAGGUUGUAGUUCAAUAUCCAUUCCAGCAGGAAGUGACAGUUCCAACUCCAAGUAAGGAUCAAGGUCAGCAUCCAGCAUCACCCAUCAUCCCAUUUCGUCAUGUGGAGCUUACUAUAACUCCAGAACCUAUUACGGAGGCUGAACAUUCGACAACCCUGAAGAAGACUACAACUCCUCCCCCAAAGGACCUUGAGGUGACACUUGCACAUCCAGAACAGGUUCAGAGUCAACAUCGAAACCUGACUGAAGUCACGGUUCCACCUAUGGACCUAGAAAUUCCUGUAAGUCAGCAACCAGCGUCAUUUGAGACAGGUUUUCCUCCAACAACUCAACAUUCUCUGGUGCAUUUUGUAAACUAUACCUCCGAAAAGGCAUACACCACUUUAACUUGGCAACCAGAACAGAAUGCCACCACAAACCUCAAACUAUGUGAGCGUUGUACCUGCAAAGAUGAGACACUGUCGUGUGUUGGUCUCAGCCUACAGCAGAGGCUCCGCAGAGUGCCCGUGCCGGAGCCCGACACCUACAACGGCACCUUCACCAUCUUAAAUUUCCAAGGAAACUCUAUUUCUUACAUUGAUGAAAAUGUAUGGAAGGGAUACCGUUGGGCUGAGAAACUAAUUCUCAGUGAAAAUUAUCUGACCGAAUUACGUAAAGACACAUUUGAAGGCCUGCUAUCCCUCCAGUAUUUAGAUUUAUCCUGCAAUAAAAUACAAUAUAUUGAAAGACGUACAUUUGAAUCACUACCUUUUUUGCAGUAUAUAAAUCUUGGUUGCAAUUUACUCACCGAACUGAGCUUUGGAACAUUUCAGGCCUGGCAUGGAAUGCAGUUUUUACACAAGCUAAUUAUCAGUCGUAACCCUCUGUCAGCUGUUGAAGAUUCCUAUCUUUUUAAGUUGCCAGCAUUAAAAUAUUUAGACAUGGGAUCAACACAGGUGUCACUUACAACAGUUGAGAGCAUCCUCAUGAUGACCCUUGAAUUGGAAACACUGAUAUUACCUAGCCGUAUGGCCUGCUGUCUCUGCCAAUUUAAAAAUACUAUUGAGGUUGUCUGUAAGACAGUCAAGCUACAUUGUGACAGUGCAUGUCUGACAAAUGGCACACGUUGUGAUCAGGAAGUAUACCUAAGGAAUGCAGAAGGAUCAUUCAUGAAGGUAUUGAAAGCUCGAAAGAAGAGCGCCAGCACGGAGCUGACUAUUGAGCCAGAGAAGGCAUCCUCAGACAUAGAUCGUCUCCGUUUGUCAGCCUUUAUGAAUGAGCGGCUAGACUUCAAUAACGAAAGUGAUGUCAUUAGUGCACUGAAUUACAUAUCGCCUUAUUUCUCGGAGGGCAAUCUAGAAGACGUAGAAUCGACGCUGUUACCGUUCAUUAAAUUUCUGUUUUCAAAUGUGCAAGAGGGAGACAAGCCCGUGGGUCACUCGAUGAACGACACAGGGGACCCUUCUCUUAAACCUGGAUCCAAGAAUUCAACUUACAAGAAUAAACUGAGAAAACUCUACUUUCUGGAAAAUUUGUUAGAUGCAGAAAUUCAGGAAAAAAUUGAUGAGGUGAAAAAGAAAGAAAAAACGGCCAUGCUUAUACAUUCCAGCCUUUUAGGUCCCAAGUUUAAACGUCAAAUCUUUCCAAAGAAAUUGGAAACUGCCCAACCGCAGGAGAAGAGCCUAGACGAAGUUGAGAGUGUGGGGAAAAAGUUCCUGAGAGUGAACAAGGUCAUCAAGGGCCCAAAGGGCAUACGGAAAAGGCACUUAAAAGAACUGAGACGUCAGAACAUCCAGAGGACACAGAACGCCCAGCCGUCUGUGGAGAACAUGGCCAAGGAAAGAAGGCUCAGGAGACCAUCCCCAGGGGAGCUUCACGUGGCGCACAGGCCCAGCAAAUUAGUGGGAAGCUCCUUCGAGACAGAGCCUUCGUUCGUAGAUGAGCACAAGGCAGCGGUCUCUUCUUUCAUGAAGCAAUACGUUUUGGACAGGCCUUCUGCCACCCCCGCUCCAAAAUCCCCACCUGACGUGAAAAAAAAAUCAAAAGACUUAACAUACAGCAUUUUUCUUAUAGAAGAUGCAAAUGCUAGAGUUAGAAAUAUGAAGGCUUUCGGACCAGCCUCACACCCCAGAAAAACACACCGCUUCCAUAAAAGUCCCUCCCCUGUGGUCCACAGAACACCCAAGGCCAAACUGAAUCGAAAGUCCAGAAAGGAAAGUUCACUCAGUAAUAGACAGCUGCUUGCAAAGAGGCCUCCAUCCUCUGCAGUCAGGAGCCUCGUAAAUUCCCCUUCACGAGAGGAUUUUUCAUCUCCGGGAGAACUGAGUCCUCAGAAAAAUCCUUUUCCAGAAUUAUUUGCUCCUUCAGGAACUUACAGAGAAAACACUACUGCAGAGAACACUACUGCCCAAAAUGUUUCUGACGAAAAUAUUUCUACAGGAAACACUACUGUGCCAGAACAAACCCUCCCUGAAUUCACAAACCGUAAGAAUCUUUCCACUGCUAAUUCUACUGUUACUGCAGACAACUCUACGCCGACCGUUAAACAAACCAAUGAUACACAAUGGGAAUACCACAAUGCGGGCACUGGCUUGCCCCCAAAAGCCACAGGCUUCACUGUGUCAAAGCUCUCGUCCUCAGGUGAUCUGUUUGAAAUUCAGUUAAACCAGCAGCUACAGUCCCUCAUCCCCAACAAUGACGCGAGAAGCCUCAUUUCUCAUGUUAUCCGGACUUUGAAAAUGGACUGCUCUGAGACCCACGUGCAGCUGGCCUGUGCCAAGCUCAUCUCCAGAACAGGCCUCCUGAUGAAGCUUCUCAGCGAGCAGCGAGAAGUAAAGGUGUCCAAGGCAGAGUGGGAUACGGACCAAUGGGAAAAUGCGAAUUAUAUCAAUGAGAGCACAGAAGUCCAGAGUGAACAGAGAGGGCAGGAGUCAAGGGAGCUCACAAAUGAAGUUCCAGGCUAUGGCUAUAGCAACAAACUAAUCUUGGUACUAUCUGUGACUGUAGUAGUGACGGUUUUGAUCCUAGUUUUCUGUCUCAUUGAGAUUCAUUCUCACAAAAGAGCAGCUAAGGAAGGUAAAGAAGGAAGCUCAAGGGGCUUCUUUGGAUCUCUGCCGCGUAAGAGACGCUCAAAGGAAAGUGACAAUCAGGAGGGCUUUUUCUGGAGAAGGCGGCCACUUUGGCUUAGGGACAUGUACAGACCUCUCAAUGCCACACGCAAGAAAAACAUGGCACAGAAGCUAUAUGACGAUUCUUCAGACGAAGAUGAGACUUUCCACAUGGAACUAGGGGAGGCUGGCAAAGCCACAGUAGAGAAGGCCACAGAUUCCACUACUGAAGAGCUGGGGGACGAGAGGCUGUGCCUGGCUUUUGUGGAGAGCAACUUCAACCUGUCAAAGGUAAAUGAAAAUGCAGACGGCAGCUUCGACUAUGGCAUCUUCCAGAUCAACAGCCACUACUGGUGCAAUGAUUACAAGAGUCACUCGGAAAACAUUUGCCACGAGGACUGCAAAGGUCUGGCCGGGGUCUCAGGGUGGGAGAGAACUGCUGAGCCCCGAUCUUCUCUCAACCAUCAACUGUGUGAAAAAGAUGGUGUCUGGAGCAGGGGGAAUGAAGAACUGCAUUCUCUGUUCGCAGUAUUCUCCCAGUUUGGCCUUCUGUAUUCGGUCCGAGUCUUCCCGAACGCUGCAGUGGCCCGUCCUGGUUUCUACGCCAUCAUCAAGUUUUACUCAGCAAGGGAUGCUCACAGAGCCCGAAAGGCAUGCGACCAGAAGCAGCUUUUUCAGAAUUCUCCAGUGAAGGUUCGUCUUGGCACCAAACAUAAGGCGGUUCAACAUCAGGCCCUUGCCCUAAAUAGCUCCCAGUGCCAAGAACUGGCAAAUUAUUACUUUGGUUUCAAUGGAUGGUCAAAAAGGAUCAUCAAGCUUCAGGAUCUUUCUGACCUUGAAGAAAGGGCAAAUGAAGAUACUGUGCCACCACUUCAGAAGCAGAGCCUGAAAUUCUUCUGUGCUUUAGAGGUGGUGUUGCCAUCCUAUGAGUGCCGGAGUCCCGGAGCUGGCAUGGCCGAGGAGCCUUUGGAUAACCUGGAGGAAGGGCCAUUAUCAUUUCUUAUGAAAAGGCGGACAAUCCAGAAGCUUGCUAUUCAGAAGGCUGUGUCAGAUGCAUUCCAGAAACUGUUGAUUGUGAUUUUAGAAAGUGGUAAAAUAGCUGUGGAAUACAGACCCUGUGAAGAGAUCACAGAUGCCAGUACUGAAGACGAGCUACAGGAUUUAAUUCAACAUUCUCUGUUCGCAGUAUUCUCCCAGUUUGGCCUUCUGUAUUCGGUCCGAGUCUUCCCGAACGCUGCAGUGGCCCGUCCUGGUUUCUACGCCAUCAUCAAGUUUUACUCAGCAAGGGAUGCUCACAGAGCCCGAAAGGCAUGCGACCAGAAGCAGCUUUUUCAGAAUUCUCCAGUGAAGGUUCGUCUUGGCACCAAACAUAAGGCGGUUCAACAUCAGGCCCUUGCCCUAAACAGCUCCCAGUGCCAAGAACUGGCAAAUUAUUACUUUGGUUUCAAUGGAUGGUCAAAAAGGAUCAUCAAGCUUCAGGAUCUUUCUGACCUUGAAGAAAGGGCAAAUGAAGAUACUGUGCCACCACUUCAGAAGCAGAGCCUGAAAUUCUUCUGUGCUUUAGAGGUGGUGUUGCCAUCCUAUGAGUGCCGGAGUCCCGGAGCUGGCAUGGCCGAGGAGCCUUUGGAUAACCUGGAGGAAGGGCCAUUAUCAUUUCUUAUGAAAAGGCGGACAAUCCAGAAGCUUGCUAUUCAGAAGGCUGUGUCAGAUGCAUUCCAGAAACUGUUGAUUGUGAUUUUAGAAAGUGGUAAAAUAGCUGUGGAAUACAGACCCUGUGAAGAGAUCACAGAUGCCAGUACUGAAGACGAGCUAAAGGAUUUAAUUCAACAUUCUCUGUUGGCAGUAUUCUCCCAGUUUGGCCUUCUGUAUUCGGUCCGAGUCUUCCCGAACGCUGCAGUGGCCCGUCCUGGUUUCUACGCCAUCAUCAAGUUUUACUCAGCAAGGGAUGCUCACAGAGCCCGAAAGGCAUGCGACCAGAAGCAGCUUUUUCAGAAUUCUCCAGUGAAGGUUCGUCUUGGCACCAAACAUAAGGCGGUUCAACAUCAGGCCCUUGCCCUAAAUAGCUCCCAGUGCCAAGAACUGGCAAAUUAUUACUUUGGUUUCAAUGGAUGGUCAAAAAGGAUCAUCAAGCUUCAGGAUCUUUCUGACCUUGAAGAAAGGGCAAAUGAAGAUACUGUGCCACCACUUCAGAAGCAGAGCCUGAAAUUCUUCUGUGCUUUAGAGGUGGUGUUGCCAUCCUAUGAGUGCCGGAGUCCCGGAGCUGGCAUGGCCGAGGAGCCUUUGGAUACCCUGGAGGAAGGGCCAUUAUCAUUUCUUAUGAAAAGGCGGACAAUCCAGAAGCUUGCUAUUCAGAAGGCUGUGUCAGAUGCAUUCCAGAAACUGUUGAUUGUGAUUUUAGCCCAGAUGUUGACCCCGCCUAAGGAGUUGAUGGAGACUUUGGUUCCAUUCCUGGACACGGAUUCCGUCGGAGAACUACCCCCAGGGCCAGAUGAGGAUCUGAAUGACCAGCUAACCCAGCAUCAAAGGCUCCCAGAGGUGGUUCCAAUGCCAGGUUGGGAUUAUUUAAUGUUUCCCAAGGUUACAGGUAAGCCUUUAGAUGUGGAACUUACCACAACUCCAGGGCCUGAUAAAGGUGUUGAGUCUUCUAUAGCCCAGCAAGAGGCCCCACCUCAGCCUCUUGAACAUACUGAGGAAGCAGAACUGUCUCUAACCCAGCAAGAGACCUCGGGUAAGCCUCCAGAGGAGGUUGAGCCUUCAAGUGAGCAGGAGACCCCAGGUCAGCCUUCCGAGCCUCCUGGGGUGAUUGAUCCUUCUCUAAGGCAGCAGGAGACCCCAGCUCAGCCUUCAGUGCCUCCUGAGGAAGCUAAGCCUUCUCUAAGCAAACAGGAACCCCCAGCUCAGCUUCCAGAGGCCCAGGAAGAGGGUGAACCUUCCCCUCUCCAGGAGGAGGGCCAGGGUCAGCACCCACAGGCCUCUGAGGGGAGUGAACCACCUACAACCCAGGAGGAGUCCCCAGCUCAGCAUCCACAGACCCCUGAGGAGGUUGAACCUUCUUCAACCCAGCAGGAGGCUCCAGCUCAGUAUCCUCAGGCAUCAGAGGAGGGUGAGCCUUUUCCAACCCAACCAGAGACCCCAACUCAGUAUCCAGAGCCCCUUGAGGGGACUGAACCUUCUCCAGCCCAGUCAGAGGCCACAACGCAGCAUCCAAAUCCCCUUGGGGAAGUGAAACCUGCAACCUAUCAGGAGGCCCCAAGUCAGCAUCCACAGACCUCUGAGGAAAUUCACCGUUCUGCCACUCAACAGGAAGCCACAGCUCAACAUCCAGAGCCUUCUGGUGAACCUUCUCCAACCCAACAGGAGGCCCCAGCUCACUCUCCAGAACAUCAGGUGGUAACAGUUUUUCCUCAAGGUCAGAAUCAAGCUCAGCUCCUGCUGUUGCCGAAUGUCACUGUUAAACCUGUGGAUCCUUCAGUUACCAUGACCUCAGAAUCCACUAAUGAGGUUGAAGCUUCUCCACUCCGAGAAGAGGCCUCAGCUCAGUCUGGAGUGUCCCCUGAGCAGUUGGAACCUUCUCCAAUCCAGCAGGAGGUCCCACAUCAGCAUCCAGCUGCCCCUGAAAAUGCUGAGCCUUCUCCAAUCCAGCAGGGAGUCUCCACUAUGCCUGAAGAUCUUCCUGAGGAAAUUGAACUUUCUCCAAGCCAGCAGGAGAGCUCAGCUGUGCCUCAAGUGCCUGUUGCAAGUAUAGAACCUUCUGCAAUCCAGCAAGAGGUCCCAGCUCAGCAACCAAAGCCCAAUGAGGGGGUCGAGUCUUUUCCAGUUCAGUAUGAGCAUCCAGCUCAGCCUCCAGGGUCCUCUACAGAUGUUGUAGCUCAGUCUCCAGGACAGCAUGAGGUGACAUUCUCACCUCCAGGUCCAGGUGAAGCUCAGCAUCCAGUGUCACCUAAUAUCACAGUUAAACUUGUGGAUCUGAGGGUUUUCAUAAGUCCCCAGGCAACUAAGGAGGUUAAACCUCUUCCAGUGCAGCAGGAUGUCCCUGCUCAAUCUCCCCCUGAGCAAGUUGAAUUUUCUCCAGCUCAGUCCAAGCGUCUUUCCCAGUCUCCAGAGUCCCCUGAAGAUGAGUCUUCUCCAGGCCAACAAGAGGUCCUAGCUCAGACUCCAGACCCUCCUAAGGAUGUGGAACCUGUUUCAGGCCAACAGGAGGCCCCAGCUCAGCCUUCAGAGCCUCCUGAGAAGGUGGCACCAUCUCCAGUCCAGCAGGAAACCCUAUCUCUACCUCUCGAGCCACUUAAGGAGAUAGAACUUUCUCUAACACAACAGGAGGUACAAGCUCAGCCUUCAGAGGCCCCUGAGAAGGUAGAGCCAUCUCCAAUUCUGCAGCAGGCUCCAACUCAACCUCCAGAGUCCUCUAAGGAGGCAGAAACUCCUCCAGCCCAGCAGGAGGCCCCAGUUCAGCCUCCAGAGCCACCUGAGGAGGUUGUAGCACAACCUCGAGUCCAUAAUGAGGUGACAGUUCCACCUCUAGGACAAGAGCAAGCUCAGCAUCCAAACUUGCCCCAUGUUACUGUUCAGCCUGCUGACCUGGAGCUUACUGUAACUCCACAACCUACUGUGGAGGCUGAGCAUUCUACAAUCAUGCAGCAGACUAUAGCUCCUCCAGAGGACCUUGAGGUGACAUUUCCACAUUCAGAGCACAUUCAGCAUCCAACCUUAACUAAAGUCACAGUUAAACCUUUGGACCCAGGGCUUACCAUAACUCCAGAAUCCACUACAGAGACUGAACCUUCUCUAACCAUGCAAGAGACCCCAACCCAGCCUCCAGAGCCACCUAAGGAGGUUGUUCAGUAUCCAUCCCAACAGGAAGUGACAGUUCCAACUCCAAGUAAGGAUCAAGGUCAGCGUCUAGCAUCACCCAUCAUCCCAUUUCGUCAUGUGGAGCUUACUAUAACUCCAGAACCUAUUACGGAGGCUGAACAUUCGACAACCCUGAAGAAGACUACAACUCCUCCCCCAAAGGACCUUGAGGUGACACUUGCACAUCCAGAACAGGUUCAGAGUCAACAUCGAAACCUGACUGAAGUCACAGUUCCACCUAUGGACCUAGAAAUUCCUGUAAGUCAGCAACCAGAGACAGGUUUUCCUCCAACAACUCAACAUUCUGUGGUGCAUUUUGUAAACUAUACCUCCGAAAAGGCAUACACGACUUUAACUUGGCAACCAGAACAGAAUGCCACCACAAACCUCAAACUAUGUGAGCGUUGUACCUGCAAAGAUGAGACACUGUCGUGUGUUGGUCUCAGCCUACAGCAGAGGCUCCGCAGAGUGCCCGUGCCGGAGCCCGACACCUACAACGGCACCUUCACCAUCUUAAAUUUCCAAGGAAACUCUAUUUCUUACAUUGAUGAAAAUGUAUGGAAGGGAUACCGUUGGGCUGAGAAACUAAUUCUCAGUGAAAAUUAUCUGACCGAAUUACGUAAAGACACAUUUGAAGGCCUGCUAUCCCUCCAGUAUUUAGAUUUAUCCUGCAAUAAAAUACAAUAUAUUGAAAGACGUACAUUUGAAUCACUACCUUUUUUGCAGUAUAUAAAUCUUGGUUGCAAUUUACUCACCGAACUGAGCUUUGGAACAUUUCAGGCCUGGCAUGGAAUGCAGUUUUUACACAAGCUAAUUAUCAGUCGUAACCCUCUGUCAGCUGUUGAAGAUUCCUAUCUUUUUAAGUUGCCAGCAUUAAAAUAUUUAGACAUGGGAUCAACACAGGUGUCACUUACAACAGUUGAGAGCAUCCUCAUGAUGACCCUUGAAUUGGAAACACUGAUAUUACCUAGCCGUAUGGCCUGCUGUCUCUGCCAAUUUAAAAAUACUAUUGAGGUUGUCUGUAAGACAGUCAAGCUACAUUGUGACAGUGCAUGUCUGACAAAUGGCACACGUUGUGAUCAGGAAGUAUACCUAAGGAAUGCAGAAGGAUCAUUCAUGAAGGUAUUGAAAGCUCGAAAGAAGAGCGCCAGCACGGAGCUGACUAUUGAGCCAGAGAAGGCAUCCUCAGACAUAGAUCGUCUCCGUUUGUCAGCCUUUAUGAAUGAGCGGCUAGACUUCAAUAACGAAAGUGAUGUCAUUAGUGCACUGAAUUACAUAUCGCCUUAUUUCUCGGAGGGCAAUCUAGAAGACGUAGAAUCGACGCUGUUACCGUUCAUUAAAUUUCUGUUUUCAAAUGUGCAAGAGGGAGACAAGCCCGUGGGUCACUCGAUGAACGACACAGGGGACCCUUCUCUUAAACCUGGAUCCAAGAAUUCAACUUACAAGAAUAAACUGAGAAAACUCUACUUUCUGGAAAAUUUGUUAGAUGCAGAAAUUCAGGAAAAAAUUGAUGAGGUGAAAAAGAAAGAAAAAACGGCCAUGCUUAUACAUUCCAGCCUUUUAGGUCCCAAGUUUAAACGUCAAAUCUUUCCAAAGAAAUUGGAAACUGCCCAACCGCAGGAGAAGAGCCUAGACGAAGUUGAGAGUGUGGGGAAAAAGUUCCUGAGAGUGAACAAGGUCAUCAAGGGCCCAAAGGGCAUACGGAAAAGGCACUUAAAAGAACUGAGACGUCAGAACAUCCAGAGGACACAGAACGCCCAGCCGUCUGUGGAGAACAUGGCCAAGGAAAGAAGGCUCAGGAGACCAUCCCCAGGGGAGCUUCACGUGGCGCACAGGCCCAGCAAAUUAGUGGGAAGCUCCUUCGAGACAGAGCCUUCGUUCGUAGAUGAGCACAAGGCAGCGGUCUCUUCUUUCAUGAAGCAAUACGUUUUGGACAGGCCUUCUGCCACCCCCGCUCCAAAAUCCCCACCUGACGUGAAAAAAAAAUCAAAAGACUUAACAUACAGCAUUUUUCUUAUAGAAGAUGCAAAUGCUAGAGUUAGAAAUAUGAAGGCUUUCGGACCAGCCUCACACCCCAGAAAAACACACCGCUUCCAUAAAAGUCCCUCCCCUGUGGUCCACAGAACACCCAAGGCCAAACUGAAUCGAAAGUCCAGAAAGGAAAGUUCACUCAGUAAUAGACAGCUGCUUGCAAAGAGGCCUCCAUCCUCUGCAGUCAGGAGCCUCGUAAAUUCCCCUUCACGAGAGGAUUUUUCAUCUCCGGGAGAACUGAGUCCUCAGAAAAAUCCUUUUCCAGAAUUAUUUGCUCCUUCAGGAACUUACAGAGAAAACACUACUGCAGAGAACACUACUGCCCAAAAUGUUUCUGACGAAAAUAUUUCUACAGGAAACACUACUGUGCCAGAACAAACCCUCCCUGAAUUCACAAACCGUAAGAAUCUUUCCACUGCUAAUUCUACUGUUACUGCAGACAACUCUACGCCGACCGUUAAACAAACCAAUGAUACACAAUGGGAAUACCACAAUGCGGGCACUGGCUUGCCCCCAAAAGCCACAGGCUUCACUGUGUCAAAGCUCUCGUCCUCAGGUGAUCUGUUUGAAAUUCAGUUAAACCAGCAGCUACAGUCCCUCAUCCCCAACAAUGACGCGAGAAGCCUCAUUUCUCAUGUUAUCCGGACUUUGAAAAUGGACUGCUCUGAGACCCACGUGCAGCUGGCCUGUGCCAAGCUCAUCUCCAGAACAGGCCUCCUGAUGAAGCUUCUCAGCGAGCAGCGAGAAGUAAAGGUGUCCAAGGCAGAGUGGGAUACGGACCAAUGGGAAAAUGCGAAUUAUAUCAAUGAGAGCACAGAAGUCCAGAGUGAACAGAGAGGGCAGGAGUCAAGGGAGCUCACAAAUGAAGUUCCAGGCUAUGGCUAUAGCAACAAACUAAUCUUGGUACUAUCUGUGACUGUAGUAGUGACGGUUUUGAUCCUAGUUUUCUGUCUCAUUGAGAUUCAUUCUCAUAGAGCAGCAGCUAAGGAAGGUAAAGAAGGAAGCUCAAGGGGCUUCUUUGGAUCUCUGCCGCGUAAGAGAUGCUCAAAGGAAAGUGACAAUCAGGAGGGCUUUUUCUGGAGAAGGCGGCCACUUUGGCUUAGGGACAUGUACAGACCUCUCAAUGCCACACGCAAGAAAAACAUGGCACAGAAGCUAUAUGACGAUUCUUCAGACGAAGAUGAGAUUUUCCACAUGGAACUAGGGGAGGCUGGCAAAGCCACAGUAGAGAAGGCCACAGAUUCCACUACUGAAGAGCUGGGGGACGAGAGGCUGUGCCUGGCUUUUGUGGAGAGCAACUUCAACCUGUCAAAGGUAAAUGAAAAUGCAGACGGCAGCUUCGACUAUGGCAUCUUCCAGAUCAACAGCCACUACUGGUGCAAUGAUUACAAGAGUCACUCGGAAAACAUUUGCCACGAGGACUGCAAAGGUCUGGCCGGGGUCUCAGGGUGGGAGAGAACUGCUGAGCCCCGAUCUUCUCUCAACCAUCAACUGUGUGAAAAAGAUGGUGUCUGGAGCAGGGGGAAUGAAGAACUGCAUUCUCUGUUCGCAGUAUUCUCCCAGUUUGGCCUUCUGUAUUCGGUCCGAGUCUUCCCGAACGCUGCAGUGGCCCGUCCUGGUUUCUACGCCAUCAUCAAGUUUUACUCAGCAAGGGAUGCUCACAGAGCCCGAAAGGCAUGCGACCAGAAGCAGCUUUUUCAGAAUUCUCCAGUGAAGGUUCGUCUUGGCACCAAACAUAAGGCGGUUCAACAUCAGGCCCUUGCCCUAAAUAGCUCCCAGUGCCAAGAACUGGCAAAUUAUUACUUUGGUUUCAAUGGAUGGUCAAAAAGGAUCAUCAAGCUUCAGGAUCUUUCUGACCUUGAAGAAAGGGCAAAUGAAGAUACUGUGCCACCACUUCAGAAGCAGAGCCUGAAAUUCUUCUGUGCUUUAGAGGUGGUGUUGCCAUCCUAUGAGUGCCGGAGUCCCGGAGCUGGCAUGGCCGAGGAGCCUUUGGAUACCCUGGAGGAAGGGCCAUUAUCAUUUCUUAUGAAAAGGCGGACAAUCCAGAAGCUUGCUAUUCAGAAGGCUGUGUCAGAUGCAUUCCAGAAACUGCUGAUUGUGAUUUUAGCCCAGAUGUUGACCCCGCCUAAGGAGUUGAUGGAGACUUUGGUUCCAUUCCUGGACACGGAUUCCGUCGGAGAACUACCCCCAGGGCCAGAUGAGGAUCUGAAUGACCAGCUAACCCAGCAUCAAAGGCUCCCAGAGGUGGUUCCAAUGCCAGGUUGGGAUUAUUUAAUGUUUCCCAAGGUUACAGGUAAGCCUUUAGAUGUGGAACUUACCACAACUCCAGGGCCUGAUAAAGGUGUUGAGUCUUCUAUAGCCCAGCAAGAGGCCCCACCUCAGCCUCUUGAACAUACUGAGGAAGCAGAACUGUCUCUAACCCAGCAAGAGACCUCGGGUAAGCCUCCAGAGGAGGUUGAGCCUUCAAGUGAGCAGGAGACCCCAGGUCAGCCUUCCGAGCCUCCUGGGGUGAUUGAUCCUUCUCUAAGGCAGCAGGAGACCCCAGCUCAGCCUUCAGUGCCUCCUGAGGAAGCUAAGCCUUCUCUAAGCAAACAGGAACCCCCAGCUCAGCUUCCAGAGGCCCAGGAAGAGGGUGAACCUUCCCCUCUCCAGGAGGAGGGCCAGGGUCAGCACCCACAGGCCUCUGAGGGGAGUGAACCACCUACAACCCAGGAGGAGUCCCCAGCUCAGCAUCCACAGACCCCUGAGGAGGUUGAACCUUCUUCAACCCAGCAGGAGGCUCCAGCUCAGUAUCCUCAGGCAUCAGAGGAGGGUGAGCCUUUUCCAACCCAACCAGAGACCCCAACUCAGUAUCCAGAGCCCCUUGAGGGGACUGAACCUUCUCCAGCCCAGUCAGAGGCCACAACGCAGCAUCCAAAUCCCCUUGGGGAAGUGAAACCUGCAACCUAUCAGGAGGCCCCAAGUCAGCAUCCACAGACCUCUGAGGAAAUUCACCGUUCUGCCACUCAACAGGAAGCCACAGCUCAACAUCCAGAGCCUUCUGGUGAACCUUCUCCAACCCAACAGGAGGCCCCAGCUCACUCUCCAGAACAUCAGGUGGUAACAGUUUUUCCUCAAGGUCAGAAUCAAGCUCAGCUCCUGCUGUUGCCGAAUGUCACUGUUAAACCUGUGGAUCCUUCAGUUACCAUGACCUCAGAAUCCACUAAUGAGGUUGAAGCUUCUCCACUCCGAGAAGAGGCCUCAGCUCAGUCUGGAGUGUCCCCUGAGCAGUUGGAACCUUCUCCAAUCCAGCAGGAGGUCCCACAUCAGCAUCCAGCUGCCCCUGAAAAUGCUGAGCCUUCUCCAAUCCAGCAGGGAGUCUCCACUAUGCCUGAAGAUCUUCCUGAGGAAAUUGAACUUUCUCCAAGCCAGCAGGAGAGCUCAGCUGUGCCUCAAGUGCCUGUUGCAAGUAUAGAACCUUCUGCAAUCCAGCAAGAGGUCCCAGCUCAGCAACCAAAGCCCAAUGAGGGGGUCGAGUCUUUUCCAGUUCAGUAUGAGCAUCCAGCUCAGCCUCCAGGGUCCUCUACAGAUGUUGUAGCUCAGUCUCCAGGACAGCAUGAGGUGACAUUCUCACCUCCAGGUCCAGGUGAAGCUCAGCAUCCAGUGUCACCUAAUAUCACAGUUAAACUUGUGGAUCUGAGGGUUUUCAUAAGUCCCCAGGCAACUAAGGAGGUUAAACCUCUUCCAGUGCAGCAGGAUGUCCCUGCUCAAUCUCCCCCUGAGCAAGUUGAAUUUUCUCCAGCUCAGUCCAAGCGUCUUUCCCAGUCUCCAGAGUCCCCUGAAGAUGAGUCUUCUCCAGGCCAACAAGAGGUCCUAGCUCAGACUCCAGACCCUCCUAAGGAUGUGGAACCUGUUUCAGGCCAACAGGAGGCCCCAGCUCAGCCUUCAGAGCCUCCUGAGAAGGUGGCACCAUCUCCAGUCCAGCAGGAAACCCUAUCUCUACCUCUCGAGCCACUUAAGGAGAUAGAACUUUCUCUAACACAACAGGAGGUACAAGCUCAGCCUUCAGAGGCCCCUGAGAAGGUAGAGCCAUCUCCAAUUCUGCAGCAGGCUCCAACUCAACCUCCAGAGUCCUCUAAGGAGGCAGAAACUCCUCCAGCCCAGCAGGAGGCCCCAGUUCAGCCUCCAGAGCCACCUGAGGAGGUUGUAGCACAACCUCGAGUCCAUAAUGAGGUGAAAGUUCCACCUCUAGGACAAGAGCAAGCUCAGCAUCCAAACUUGCCCCAUGUUACUGUUCAGCCUGCUGACCUGGAGCUUACUGUAACUCCACAACCUACUGUGGAGGCUGAGCAUUCUACAAUCAUGCAGCAGACUAUAGCUCCUCCAGAGGACCUUGAGGUGACAUUUCCACAUUCAGAGCACAUUCAGCAUCCAACCUUAACUAAAGUCACAGUUAAACCUUUGGACCCAGGGCUUACCAUAACUCCAGAAUCCACUACAGAGACUGAACCUUCUCUAACCAUGCAAGAGACCCCAACCCAGCCUCCAGAGCCACCUAAGGAGGUUGUUCAGUAUCCAUCCCAACAGGAAGUGACAGUUCCAACUCCAAGUAAGGAUCAAGGUCAGCGUCUAGCAUCACCCAUCAUCCCAUUUCGUCAUGUGGAGCUUACUAUAACUCCAGAACCUAUUACGGAGGCUGAACAUUCGACAACCCUGAAGAAGACUACAACUCCUCCCCCAAAGGACCUUGAGGUGACACUUGCACAUCCAGAACAGGUUCAGAGUCAACAUCGAAACCUGACUGAAGUCACAGUUCCACCUAUGGACCUAGAAAUUCCUGUAAGUCAGCAACCAGAGACAGGUUUUCCUCCAACAACUCAACAUUCUGUGGUGCAUUUUGUAAACUAUACCUCCGAAAAGGCAUACACGACUUUAACUUGGCAACCAGAACAGAAUGCCACCACAAACCUCAAACUAUGUGAGCGUUGUACCUGCAAAGAUGAGACACUGUCGUGUGUUGGUCUCAGCCUACAGCAGAGGCUCUGCAGAGUGCCCGUGCCGGAGCCCGACACCUACAACGGCACCUUCACCAUCUUAAAUUUCCAAGGAAACUCUAUUUCUUACAUUGAUGAAAAUGUAUGGAAGGGAUACCGUUGGGCUGAGAAACUAAUUCUCAGUGAAAAUUAUCUGACCGAAUUACGUAAAGACACAUUUGAAGGCCUGCUAUCCCUCCAGUAUUUGGGCUUCUUUGGAUCUCUGCCGCGUAAGAGACGCUCAAAGGAAAGUGACAAUCAGGAGGGCUUUUUGUGGAGAAGGCGGCCACUUUGGCUUAGGGACAUGUACAGACCUCUCAGUGUCACACGCAAGAAACACAUGCAACAGACGCUACACGACAAGGAUUCUUCUGAUGAAGAUGAGAUUUUCCAUAUGGAACUAGGGGAGGCUGGCAAAGCCACAGUAGAGAAGGCCACAGAUUCCACUACUGAAGAGCUGGGGGACGAGAGUGAGACACUAUGUGAGGUUGUCACAGUGUGAACACCGUCCUGCCUCAGGCCACCUACAAAGUUUACUUUCCGAUACUGGCUUCUCAGCAUUGCUUAUAAAAUACUUGUUUUUCUCCUA